Messenger RNA from Mytilus californianus (California mussel), 6631 nucleotides. Its product is annotated as tyrosine-protein kinase transmembrane receptor Ror-like. The coding region runs from base 777 to 3710 and encodes 977 amino acids. Gene Ontology annotation, biological process: multicellular organism development; protein phosphorylation; positive regulation of kinase activity. Gene Ontology annotation, molecular function: transmembrane receptor protein tyrosine kinase activity; protein binding; ATP binding. Gene Ontology annotation, cellular component: signaling receptor complex; membrane. The record is from RefSeq and is a predicted model, not a curated record. NCBI's taxonomy places the organism in Eukaryota, Metazoa, Mollusca, Bivalvia, Mytilida, Mytilidae. The transcript is spliced from 12 exons.
AUUGACAGAAAUUUACAUAGUACUUUAGUGUGAAAGUUGUUCACAGUUUGUUCAGUUCCUCCACUUUGUCAAUUUCGGAUUAACACCUAGCUAAACUGAUGGAAAAACAGUUUUUAUGUGAUUUUUAAACUAAUUCCUGUUUUAUGUGAUCUUUAAAUCUAUUUCCACUUAUAUGUGAUUUUUAUGAAAUUUCUUCCGUUUUGUGAAGAAAUUGUGAAGAACUUGAAUGUGUAUUGAUACAAUUUGUGGUAUUUUGUUAAGGAUGUAUUUAUUGGACAUGUAUAUAAUGGUUCUACUAGCUAUAAAUGUCUGAUUAACAUUGGACAGAGGCCGAGUGUGAUAUAAGGUCAACAUAAAAACAUCAAUACGCCAUUCUACCUACAUCAGUUUACACAGUCUGUAUAGGUAGUCGUCAACGUUUUUUAUAUCAAUACUGGACAUGUUUAUAUUUCACAAACUGAUUAUUGUUGAGUGAUUAUCAAAAUGGUAGAAAACUUCAAGUUUGUGAUUAGAUAAAAAAAUGUUGUAUUUUUGACCAACUGGUAGAGGAGAUAAAUCACAGUAAAUCAUGACCACUGAGUGAAGCAAGCACCUGUUUUUUCCUAAGCUUUAUUUCACUUUCUGUCAUAUGGAAUUUUUAAUUUGUUCUUACAGCCAGACUUAAAGGAUAUAAUUUAUAUUUCUUGUGAUUUUUUGCAAUUCUUGUACAAAACAUUUUGGAUAUUGAAUUGCUUCAUUAUGUAAAUUGGUUCUUUGUGUGCUAAGGGGGUUAUGCAAUGGCAAAAAACGACAAGGAGUCGGGUAGGAGACAUCAUAGGAAAAACAAGAUGAGGAAUAAUAAGAAAAAGAAAAAUGAUGCAUGGGAAACUGAUAUUCACCGUCUUAAUCUGGGGGAUUUCUUUGGAACGAAUGACGGGGAUGGAAUUGGAGGACAACCCACCUUGAAUGUAGACUUCGAAAUGAAGAAUACGACAAAGUACAGGGGUGAAAUUGUACGUCUCCGUUGUGAGAUUUCAGGAAACCCUCUACCCAAGUACAGUUGGUUCAAAGACAGCAUUGAAAUUGGAGAUAAAGAGGACCGAUUCAAUGUGAAAUUGACACCAUGGGGUUCAAGGUUAAAGAUAGAGAAAUCAGUACCCCAUGAUAGUGGUUAUUAUAUGUGUAUAGCUGCUAAUAGGGCUGGAGCAAAAAAUGCUACAGCUUAUUUACAUAUCAAAAAUGAAAAUGCACCAAAAAAGGAUAACAAAGGUGGUGGAUCAAAGACCGAUGUGGAUUCAUUUCCAGAUCUAACAGAUGACACAGAUAGAUUUUCUGGGAAGUAUGAUCCAGAAAUAUAUAAAAAAUUGAAAGAAGAAAGCAGCGGUAGUACUAAAGAUGAUAGCAAUGGUUUCUGUCAACCAUUUCGAGGAAAUAUGUGUGCCAGAUUCAUAGGCAAUCAAACAAUUUAUGUCAAUUCUGAGUAUGCUCAAGGUGUAAAGGAAGAAAAAUUUAUUGCUGCUUUUACUGUGAUUGCUGCCUCCAGUGAUAUGUCAGCUGAAUGUCAGAAGUAUGCCAUAGAGUUUCUUUGUUUCUACACCUUCCCUUUAUGUGAUCGUCAGCAUAUCAACCCUACUCCCCGUAAAGUCUGCAGAGAUGAGUGUGAAAUGCUUGAGGGCAAUAUCUGUAAACAGGAAUACGUUAUUGGUCGACAUCAUCCAAUGAUUGGGGAAGGUUUCCUUCCAAAAUGUUAUGACUUACCACCAAGAGGUACCCCAGAGGGGGAUAAAUGUAAAGGUAUUAAUGUACCUAUUGAUCCUACACAAAGACCAGAAGUUCACACAUGUUAUGGUGGUAAUGGCGUGAAGUACCGAGGAUCUAUCAAUCACAGCCGGUCUGGAAGGCCGUGUAUGAACUGGAAAAAUAAUCCACAUUUUAAAGGCAGUGAAUAUCCUGAUCUAGGAAACCAUCACCUGUGUAGAAACCCGAAUGGUACAUAUACAGGACCAUGGUGCUAUACUGAUCCUUCAUAUCAUCACACAGAAUUAUGUGAUAUCCCUAAAUGUGUUGGUGCUGGUCCCGGUCAAGGAGCUAUUGGAGCAGAACCAGUGAACAAAUUAAUGUAUUUAGUACCAGGAAUCAUUGUGCCACUAGCUUUAAUAAUCCUACUUGCCAUUGCAUGUUUGUGUCAGAGACAUAAAAAACAAAAAGAUGCUGGUGUCAAAACUAAAGUUGAUCAGCCGGCUACUAACAUGGAAACUGUUCCACUCAAAUCCGCCAUGAAUGUAAGAGACUUUCCAAUAUCUUCUAUCAGGUUCCUUCAGGAAUUAGGUGAAGGACAGUUUGGAAAAGUGUUUAAAGGAGAAGUGCUUGGACUCUAUGGUGAUAAUAUGAUUUCUAAAGUGGCCAUUAAAACUUUGAAAGAGAACUCUUUACCAAAAGUUAAGAACGAUUUCCGACGUGAAGUUGACCUGAUGUCUGAACUUAGACAUGGGAACAUUGUGUGUUUACUUGGUGUUUGCAUGAAACAAGAACCUAUGUGUAUGUUAUUUGAAUACAUGCAGCUAGGUGACUUGCAUGAAUACCUUGUUACUCAUUCACCUAAUUCAGAUGUUGGAUUAUCCAAUGAAUCAGAAGGUUUAAAACAUGCGUUAGAAUAUGGAGACUUAUUACACAUUGCUACACAAAUUGUUGCUGGCAUGGAAUACUUGUCAAGCCACCAUUAUGUACACAGAGACUUAGCUGCCAGAAAUAUACUUGUUGGUGACAAUAUGUGUGUUAAAAUCUCAGAUUUUGGUCUAUCUAGAGAUAUAUAUUCACAAGACUAUUACAGAGUUCAAAGUAAAUCCAUACUUCCUGUACGAUGGAUGCCACCAGAGGCCAUUUUGUAUGGAAAAUUCACCACAGAAACAGAUAUAUGGUCAUUUGGUGUUGUCAUGUGGGAAAUAUUCAGCUUUGGUUUACAACCAUACUAUGGUUAUUCUAAUCCAGAAGUUAUUGAAGUUGUAAGAGCUCGGCAAAUCUUGCCUUCACCAGAGGAGUGUCCAACAAGAGUAUAUGGUCUUAUGGUUGAAUGUUGGCAUGAGGUUCCAAACAGGAGACCAACUUUCAGAGAAAUACAUGCACGUCUUCGAGCAUGGAAGACUGAAGUAUUAAUGUUAAAUCCACACUGGAGCUUAAGCCAGAGUCAUUCAGCACAUUCAGGCAGUACACAUCAGAGUUCUCAAAGUGGACCAAGUCAUCAUAGUAGCACUGGUCCAAGUAAUACAACAGCAAUGACUGGCCUGACAGGAAGUAGUGGUGGAUCAGACCCAUCAUCAACAAUGUCCCAUCCGGGAAUGGUGGGCCAUCCAGGAAUGGUCCAUCCAGGAAUGGGCCAACCCCCUCCAAAUUACCAGGAUUCAACACGUGUUCAUUAUUAUCCUAACUUAGGUCCGCAACAAAUGCAACAGUACCCUGGUCAAGGUCCUAUAUUAAUGCAACGAGGACCUCCACCCAAUCAGAUGCCGAACCAUAAUGGACCUUCAAAAUUAUCGCCAGCUGGCUCAAUAGCUAGUAGUAAACAAUCAUCUAGUAGUGGUGCUUCAUCAAAUUAUAAACCUAAUGUCUCAAACUGUAAUACUUUAACUGGACCAGCUACAAUAGACGUGUCUGAGUGUCAAAAGUUUUCAAAUUUAAUGUCACAGAAUAGUUACAUUCCAGAACAAAGGACAGUAGAUUAUAAUGAGUGUUAGUAAAUAGUUAUCUCCUUGCCAAUCAAAAAAAUGUUAACUAUUACAGACCGGUGUAUUAGAGCUCAUUAACCAACCAGGUCUCAGAUGUGCUUUGCAUGUACCUGUAGGAACCAACUUCUCAUCUCUUACUUCAUUUGUCACAUGACAUAAAACAAAGUUUAUUAAUUCAUGAGGGAAUAUUGUGAUGUCAAGUUUGUAAGAAACUUUGAAUUGUAGGAGAAAAGUUAAAGACUGUGGUGGAUUGAAAAUUUGGCAUAAGGGGAAGUAACUGUUGAUUGAGAUGUUAUUUGUUUGUCUGUGCUUGGCAGCCUCUAAAUUGUCACAUUAAAGUGCUUAUUUGUGUUGAUUGUUAUAUUCCUUUGUUUUAAUUUUACAAAAUCACUACCGUUAUUUUUUUUGGCUUUGUUUUGAAUUUUUUUAUUUUUUCAUUACUGUAUAAAAAUGUUAUCAACUAAAGGUAUUUAAAUUUUACAAUAAUUUAAAUUCCCCUUUUUUGGUAUUUCUGGCAGGAAAAAUAGUUGAAAAAAAGAAUACAUAGUUUAAAAGAAAAAAUGUUUUUAAUUUAAAAAUUCAGUUAGAUUUGAAGGUGCUAUACCAUCUUAAAGAUGGGAUAUAUUCAUUUUUUUUUUGCAAUAUAUUACAUCAUAAUUCCAUUGUUGAUGUUUUUUUUAAAUAUUAUAUAUAUAUAAAUAGAUGACAGUAUUGUUUUGCAUUGCAUAAUAUAUCAGUGUAAUUUACAGUAGAUACAGCAUUUUAGCAUCGUUAACUGUAAAAUGGGAGAUUUUUCGUGAGUUUAUUUUUUCGCUGAAAUCACCAUUGAGGUUAAAAUAUGCACACUAAACAAAUUUAUCCUUUAGGAAGAUGAGAAUCAUGCAAAAAUAAAGCCUCACGAACAGGUGUUGCCCUGAAAUUUUAAUUCCACGAGAAUAAACCAAUUUACAGUACAUUUUUUCUACUAAGUAUGUUAUCAACUCAUUUUUACAAUUAUUAAUAAAUAUAUCAUCAUUUUUUUUUUUCAUGAGUAAAUUUCAAGUUCAGUUUGAUUAGAUGCAACAUGUUGAUUAUGAGUCUUAGAUUUAUUGGCGUAACUAAAAACCCUGGCUAUCCUCAUACAAGAGUAUAUAUCAGUUCACCAUAUUUUGACACAUUGCCUUACAGUAUUCUUGAUUAUUUUAUUGAGUUAUCCCAUUUUUCUUCUUUUUUUAUGAGGUUAAUCAAAAUAAAUCUAAAUGGCAGUCAGCAGAGAGAACAUUAAACACAUUAUGAUUUUUAUUUCAAUGCUGUGUCUACUCAGAAUAUUAUUGUCAUGACAUUUUUGUAAAUAAUUCACAGCCAUAUUUUCUUAGUUUUCUGUAUAUUUUUAUAUAAAAAUCAAAUACCAAAGUAACCUGAUCUAGUCACCAUUUAUUUAUGAUGAAAUCCUAAGAUUUGAGUGAUAUUCUGUGUAUGUAUAUAUAUAUUACUUUUGUUUAAGUCAAGUUAAUUGACAAUUUAAAAUAGACCAGUUCAUUUGAUUUCUCUUUCACACAUACAGCAUGGAAAGUUUUAGAUAAUUGAUAUAUAUUUUUAUAGGUCACAUGUUAGACAUGUGAUGCAUGUUAUAUAAAACCCUACCAAAAACAUAAAACAUAAAACUAAUUACAAAAAUGUAAUUGAUAAUCCGUUAUAAGUACAAAAAUACCACUGGAAAAAAUUGAAAUGAAUUUUUUUGCAAAAAAUAGCUUUUUCUAAUAAAUGUAAAACCAAAAAUGAAUUGACCAUCAAAUUGUACUUCUUUAUAUAUAAAGCAUAUUUGGCAAAUUUCUUAUUAUUGUUUUUAUCCAAAAUAGUUGGAGAUAAGAAAAUGACAUUGUAUGUGGAAAUGUUGGAAGAAAAUAAUACAGAGAUGGCCCUUAGGAUAUUGAUAUGGCCUCAUAUUUAAAAUCAAUUUUUAGGCUUCUGUUUAUAUGUCUUUUUUCCCAAAUACAAGUAUUACAGUGAAAGAAACCUGAUUAUAAAUUAUACCAUGAGAUUAUUAAGGAUGGAGUAGUUUACUAUAUAAUAGUGAGGAUAUGUUAACAUAUCCCCAAAAAUAUUGUUGUAUAAAUUGGUUGUGAAGAUUUUGCCUUAUACAUUGAUAGUUACAGAUAUGUUACAGUUUUACAUGGUUUAUGUUAUGAGUUAUCUACCUUUCUCACUUAAAGAUACAGAUCAUCCUUACAUGAUUAAUUGUGUAUAGAAUAUUAGAAAUUCAUUCACAGUAACUGUAUCUGAUAAAUAGAUACUGCUGUAGAAUUUCAUAGCACACAUACUUUUUACAAAAAGGUUUCGGAGAGAUAACAUGAAUCUUGGUGUAAAUUGAAUUCUUUUUUGUUCUAAAACCAGUUUAUUAUAAAAGUUAAUAAAGUUGAAAAUCAUCAACUAUUAUCUAUAACUGGUACAUUAUCAUAAAUUUUAGAAAAACUUUGCAAAACCAUGAAGAAUUGAGAUAAUCUGUAAUCAAAUCAGCAUUUGGUGAUUUUUGUCUUAACCUGCCAUGUCUUUUUCAAUAAGUCGUUACUGAAUUCAGACAGACUUCUUUUUCAUCUGUAAAAGAUGGUAAAUCAGAUUUCUUAAAAUGAUUUUUUAAUUAAGAUUUACAUUAUCCAUAAGAUAUAUGUCGUUGAGAUUUACAUGUUAACAUACUGUCUAAACAAAGUUUAAAGUUGGUUAAAUGGUUUAACAGUACUAAUUAAGAGGCCAACUAAUUUUGAAUUUUAUUAUACAAGUUUGUUAAGAAGUUGAUGUACAAAUACAGUGCCUCUGAUUUGAGGUUUAUAGUUUUGCUUCAUUGUAAUCCUAAGGCUUACAGGACUUUAGUGUAGGUUCUAUAUUGUAUGCACUGUUCAUGUCUUGUAAGCUGUGGCCUUUGUUGUCACAAAAAUAAAUUUCAUAAAACAUCA